Messenger RNA from Zootermopsis nevadensis, 1239 nucleotides. Its product is annotated as caspase-1. Gene Ontology annotation, molecular function: cysteine-type endopeptidase activity. The record is from RefSeq and is a predicted model, not a curated record. Gene Ontology annotation, biological process: positive regulation of neuron apoptotic process; apoptotic process; proteolysis. Lineage: Eukaryota; Metazoa; Arthropoda; Insecta; Blattodea; Termopsidae. Gene Ontology annotation, cellular component: cytoplasm.
GGCUUAUUCCGUGUUUAAGUGGUUCAAAGAGGAGUUCAAUGCAGCGCUUUGUUCGGAUUUCAGGAACGUGGUUUUAGUACGAGAUGGAGAGAGAGAAAAUUGAAAAUUGUCAUGAGAAGGAAAUUGCAGAACACGUCAGUGAGAAUGAGAGUCAGACUGAUGCAUGGGCUUUCGACUUCAAGAGCAGGGGGACAGACAGCGUGGCACAUGAUGCUGCCGACGUAAGCGCCGGGCCUGGCUGCGACAAGGACGCUGAGGAGUACAACAUGCGACACCCGAAGCGCGGUGUGGCCCUGAUCCUGAACCACCAAGAGUUCGCGGACGUGGCACCGCGUAGAGGGAGCUCGCGGGACUGUGAGAACCUGUGCGCCGAGCUGGAGAAACUGGGAUUCGAGACCCGAGUGCACCAGGACCUGACGUACAUCGCACUCUCGGCUGUGCUGACGGAAACAGCGCUGGAGGACCACAGCACGGCAGACUGCAUCAUGGUCAUUGCGAUGACCCACGGGGAUUCCGGUUACUUGCACAGCCGAGACACCGUCUACCACACACAGGAAUUGUGGCUGCACUUCACAGGAGACAUGUGUCCUACCCUGGUCGGCAAACCGAAAAUCUUCUUUAUACAGGCCUGUCGAGGGACAAUGGUGGACUCCGGAGUGUCAGUCGAUGUGACGGACAGCUACACCACAUCGUACGUCCUUCCUACGCAAGCGGACAUUCUCAUAGCUUAUUCCACAGUGGACGGUACGGAUGGUUACUACUCGUGGCGGAAUCCUCGGUCCGGCUCGUGGUUCAUCCAGGCGCUGUGUCACGAGCUUCAGACCCACGGUCGGACGCGCGAUCUCUUGACCCUGCUGACCUUCGUUUGCCGUCGUGUGGCCAUCGACUACCAGUCCACUGUUCCAGGUGACGAGAACAUGGACCGGAAAAAGCAAAUCCCGGUCAUCACAUCUAUGCUGACGAGACUUGUUUAUUUCGGCCAAAAUCAGCGGGUGUGAGGCCAACGGACUGUGCGCCCACUUCGCUCGGGAAAUAUUAUCACGAAUCAAGUAAAUUUAUUCAAUCAUUUUAUCGGUGUUGAAACCACCCUUUCCAUCUAUUUGACCACAAACUGGGCGCCGUUCGAAAACAUAAUAUGCAUAUAUAUUUAAUAUUCAAGUCUAUACACAAACUUUUAAAUUGUUGAUGUUAAAAUUUAAAAUUAAUAUUAAUAUUCUGCGCCAUUUAUCGUUAUCUCGA